CACUCCUUUCGGGCCUCGUGGGGGUGCCAUCCAAGGUCGUCCGUCCACACCAAUGGCAGAUAGUGGAUUUGGUAUAGAUAAUCUCAAAGAACGCGUUGAAACUCAAAGUUCCCCUUCGUUUGGGCAGAAUUUAGGGCGAAAUCCACGACAGGGACAACAAAGUUCCGCACAGGGGCAAGGAUUAAAAAAUGGAUCUUCUCAGUCGGGCAACUUUAAUUCUGGCUCGCGGCAAGGUGAAAUUAGAAUCGACACAAGCGCAGAAGCUGAAAGAGUUAGAGGUGAUGAGAGAGCACGUCGUUUGGAACAAGCCCGAAUGGUGGGCAUUGAACAAGAUCGAAUCGAAGAGCAGCGAAGACGAAAGGCAGAGGAAACACGGCUACAACAGCAGCGUCUUCAAUCGGAGGCUCGCGCACGCAUGGAAGCGGAAAAAAUUAUGUCGGAUGGGAAGAAAUAUGAAGCAGUCAAGAGAGCAAUCGCUGCCAGCGACGACAACUAUGUCCCUCCACAAACCGUGUUAGAUUCAAGAAGCCCGGAUCCCCUUCUGGAGCAAGUGGACGGACCUUCGUUGUUGAAAUAUGAAGGGAAGGAGAUGACGUAUAACGGAAGAAGUACGAAAGUGUAUGGUGGGAGUACAUUGGAUGUUCCAAUUAGAGUUACAGCCCCUGGCUCUGUCGUAGAAUACACCAUCGAAAAAAAAUCUUACGAUUUCGGAUUAGGAAUUAUUGCAAAGUUAGACCAAGGUGGGACUACGAUAGUUAAGGUACGGAACUGAAGACACUUGCUGAACUUUAUAUUUGUGUUUUGUUGACUCUAACACUAAUCUCUUAAUUCAUGCGAUCUUGACUUUACGGAAAGCCCAUGACACCGUUCGAUGGCAAAGAUGUUGUAGCAGAUCGUCCGAGACAGAAGACUCAAUCUGAUCAAGUUUUAGUUGGUGCCGGAAGUGUACCUUGUACGCUAAACUUCAAGUUUGAGAAUAAAUUCUCUUGGAUUACUGAAGUUACAUACAAGAUUCGUGUCAUCCCUCCCUCAACUGAAUUGCUUUUGUCUGGGCGUAGACGUCGUGCUACCGCAUGCAUGCAGGCGCUCGACAAUGAUAUAGGCGAAACAAAUAUGAAACUGAAUGAAUUGUAUAGCGAAGGUAACAUUUUGCAGAAUGAAGUUGAUGCUUUAACUCAACAAGUCCAAUAUAUGGAGAGCAAUCUCCAAGAAGCCAGAGAUGAAGAAUGGAACAUCCGGAAUACAGAAGACGAAGCAAUCGAUAGUAGUAGCGUUGCUACCAGUAAUAACCGAUUUCUGUUUUGAACAUCGCAAUAAUCAUUUGGUUUUGAGAAACUUUAUAACCAGUGAAAAUGUCAACCAACUUGCUUCAGAAUUGUCAUGCGAUGUUUCUCUGGUGCCAGGUGCUCAUAUGUUUAUUUUAUUCUUCGUGUACAAGUAAGAGAAACCUAAAGAAAAAAAGAAAAUUAUCAAUUUCCACAUAAACCAUAACUACCUGU
This is a messenger RNA of Pseudo-nitzschia multistriata, 1499 nucleotides long. The record is from the annotation of a GenBank genome assembly. Lineage: Eukaryota; Bacillariophyta; Bacillariophyceae; Bacillariales; Bacillariaceae.